Molecule: messenger RNA, 666 nt
Organism: Colletotrichum aenigma
Lineage: Eukaryota; Fungi; Ascomycota; Sordariomycetes; Glomerellales; Glomerellaceae
Gene: ypt5
Product: GTP-binding protein ypt5
Exons: 5
Coding region: 1-666 (221 amino acids)
Molecular function (GO): GTP binding; GTPase activity
Source: RefSeq, a predicted model, not a curated record
AUGUCUGCCCGAGGUCCUGGUGCUCCCGGCGCUCGCGGCAUGAACACGCGCUUUGCGCAGUUCAAGCUGGUCUUGCUAGGCGAGUCCGCUGUUGGAAAGAGUUCCAUCGUCCUGCGAUUCGUCAAGGACCAAUUUGACUCUUACCGCGAAUCUACUAUCGGUGCUGCUUUCUUGACGCAGACCAUCUCCCUCGACGAAAACACCACGGUCAAGUUCGAGAUCUGGGAUACCGCCGGCCAAGAGCGCUACAAGUCCCUCGCCCCUAUGUACUACCGCAACGCCAACUGCGCCGUUGUUGUUUACGAUAUCACUCAAUCUGCUUCGUUGGAUAAGGCAAAGGCGUGGGUCAAGGAGCUGCAGAGACAAGCGAACGAGAACAUCAUCAUCGCCCUCGCCGGAAACAAGCUGGAUUUGGUCAACGAGCAGCCCGAUAAGCGAGCAGUUUCCACAGCAGACGCCGAGGCCUACGCGCGCGAGGCCGGACUCCUCUUCUUCGAGACGUCCGCGAAGACGGCCGAGAACGUCAAGGAUCUUUUCACGGCCAUUGCCAAGAAGUUGCCGCUCGACCAGGCCGGCCCUAGGCAUGCUCGGCCAGGACAGCGACAGGGCGUCAGCCUCCAGCCCGAGACCCCCGGCAGCAACGUCAGCGGGCCCUGCAGCUGCUAG